AUGCUCUUCACCAACUAUCUCAUCCUCGCCGGCGCAGCACUUGCUGCAGCUGUACCAUCGGAGCUAGCCGGGCCGAAACCAAACCAAUUCACAAUUACGAACUUCGUCUUUGGAUGCACAGUUGGCUGUGAUUGGAGCUUCAACGUUGCUGUGCAAGGAUCUGGGCCCGACCAUCCGCCUGUCAAGAAGCCAGUGAAAUGCUCCGGUAACGUGAAUGACGCCAAAGACUACGUCGACUGCGGCAAAAUCAGUGAUACCCAGAGAAUCAAAGCCUACAUCGUCAAGGCCACGAAUCAGCUCAAGCUUGAGUACGAGGUGCAGAAGCCGAAUCAUGGUGCCGUGUACCGAUACACGGGCGAGAAGAAGGUAUAUGCCGCCACAGGUGAACACGCGAAGUUACAGAAGCCCAACUUCGUCGUGAAGGAGACCGGCUCGACAGGUGUCGCCUAG
Fulvia fulva is the source of this 450-nucleotide messenger RNA. Its product is annotated as Ecp20-2. The coding region runs from base 1 to 450 and encodes 149 amino acids. Lineage: Eukaryota; Fungi; Ascomycota; Dothideomycetes; Mycosphaerellales; Mycosphaerellaceae. The transcript has a single exon. The record is from RefSeq and is a predicted model, not a curated record.